AUGCCUCCAAAAGAUAACCUGUACCUACCGAAGUAUAUCCAGAACGUUCCAUGGUACUUCAAAACCGGAGGUAAAGAUUCCACGGACGAUCUUUCCCACCACCGUAAAGACCCAGCACAAGCACCUAUUGACCACAGUGUUCCACAAGCUGGAAUUGGAAUCCAGGACGAGUUUGACACCGUCAAUGGACACGAAAUCAGAAAAGAUGGAGACUAUUCAACUAAAAGAGAUCGCUGGCAUGGUACAACGCUGGGAGAUUGGGAUGAGAUCCUUGCACAAUGGAGUACCAUCAAAAGGAGCAUCCAGAAGCCUGAAGAUGCUAACGACAGUGACGAUACAGACUAUGAGCUCGAAUUGCAGGAGCUAGGGCUAGAGAAGAAAGACUUGCACAUUCAUUUGAAAGAGGAUCCGUUGGAAAAGUCCAUUCGAGACAGACGUGAUGUUCCAGCGUACAUUCUUGCCAUCAACGCUAACGAGGGAGGUAAGAUCCGUUUGGGCAAAGAUUCAACUGCAGCAUUGAUCAACCUGGACUCAGAAUUUGUUAAGGAAAGCAAAGAUGUGAAAGAGCUCCGCCAAAUGCAAAAAUUUGCCUGGGACCAGAAUAGACAAUAUGAAGAAAGAAAGCAGAAGGAAUUAUACCAGAAACAGCUUGAUAGCUUGCAUGAUCCGUAUGCUGAAGUUGAUGACACGGUUCCUGUUGAUCUAGGUCUCAGUGUGGAGGCCAGUCCUACGUUAAUGAUGCUCAAGAAUAGACAAAAUGAGGCCGAGAAGAAAAGGGUCAUGGAGAAGAAAAAGAACUCGUUGCUCGAUAGAUAUGGAUAA
Molecule: messenger RNA, 822 nt
Organism: Sungouiella intermedia
Lineage: Eukaryota; Fungi; Ascomycota; Pichiomycetes; Serinales; Metschnikowiaceae
Source: the annotation of a GenBank genome assembly